AUGUAUCCCACAAGAAUACUCCGCUCCGCCCUCCCCCAGCUUGGGGACGAGAAGCCAAACAUCACCGGCUUCUCCAUGAAGAAGUUCCUCGCCAAUACAAAGAAGCCCCGUUACGACCCCUGGGAGAGAAAUGAGGCUUGGCGAUACACCGGCCGCUUCAGCCGAUUCAACAGAUACAGAAACGCCCUCCCCGGGUUCGGUACUGCCGUCGUCGCUUUCACAGCCUACUGCGUCUACGAGCAGCUCUUCUUGAAGAAGGAUGAGCGCCACCACGGCGAGGAGCACCACUGA
Podospora anserina S mat+ is the source of this 291-nucleotide messenger RNA. RefSeq lists its product as uncharacterized. The record is from RefSeq and is a predicted model, not a curated record. The transcript is spliced from 3 exons. The coding region runs from base 1 to 291 and encodes 96 amino acids. Gene Ontology annotation, biological process: electron transport chain; mitochondrial respiratory chain complex I assembly. NCBI's taxonomy places the organism in Eukaryota, Fungi, Ascomycota, Sordariomycetes, Sordariales, Podosporaceae. Gene Ontology annotation, cellular component: mitochondrion.